Erpetoichthys calabaricus (reedfish) is the source of this 1009-nucleotide messenger RNA. RefSeq names its product transmembrane protein 233-like. Lineage: Eukaryota; Metazoa; Chordata; Cladistia; Polypteriformes; Polypteridae. The record is from RefSeq and is a predicted model, not a curated record. The transcript has 3 exons. Gene Ontology annotation, cellular component: membrane. Bases 83 to 421 code for a protein of 112 amino acids.
CGCAGGGGGCGCCUCGACAGUUUACGAGCUAAGGAUUGCUGAGUCGCCUUCAUAGCUCCUUCGACACCCUGCGUAUGCGGUUAUGAAUCUCCAAAUGUCUCGGCCGGUUGUGAUAACGGAUGUGAAGAGCGCUUUAAACGAAAGCCCGGAGACUAACAUAGAUGAUGAAGCACCGGAUGUGCCCAUGCCCAAGAAUUACCUCGUCCUCACCAUCCUGACGUGCUUCUGCCCAGCGUACCCUGUGAAUAUCGUGGCGCUGGUCUUUUCAGUUAUGUCUAUCUACAGUUACAACGAGGGUGACAUUGAAGGUGCUCAGAGACUGGGCCGUAAUGCCAUGUUGGUGGCUAUAGCUUCCAUCAUUAUUGGACUGCUAGUAAUUGCUAUCUAUCUCACUGUUCACUUCACCACGCAUAAAUUCUGACCUGAACAUGGAGCUUGUGAAGAAACUAGACAGCCACACCAAUCACUAAUCCAUCAGACUGGGAGUGUUAGCAACAAACAAGACACAGAUGGAUUUAUGUCCCCAAACCAUCAAUAACCUGAAAGUCUCUGUGCUCUUGUAAUAAGGCCCUUGGCACUAGGAAUGUACUGGAGCAGUUUAGUCUCGAUCCCCCAUCCGCAUGGAAGUGUGACUUAAGUUUAGCUACAUAAAGUCUCUACAAGCAUAAGAAAAGGGACAGCCAAGGGUUCCUUCACAUCCACCUGCACACAGUCCAAUAAGAGGUCAUAAGCCAGUCAGGCAGAGUGAUUUAUCCCUGUACCAUCAUGCUUAGAGUUUAGAAAAUAGCUUCUGGAAUCAAAUCUUGUAUAUCCAAGCAAGAAACCCAGCUGUGAUAAAACCAAAUCAUGGGGCUUUGCUGUUUUCCCAAGACACAGCUUUGGACUUGCAGAUCACUUUUGGGAAAACUAAGUGCAGAUACUGAGUUGAUUUGUAUGAAUGUAUGGAUUUUAUCCAUUAUAACUGUGAGUGCUGCAUGCUGAGGGGCUGGGGACACAAACACAAGUACCA